UUGUUAUCUUUUGCCCAAAAUAGAUGGUGCAGUGGAUUACAAAAAAGGGAAGUGAGAGCUCUCUAAAGAGGUUAUGCUGUAGUCAGUUCUGCUAGAGGAAAAGGAGGUCCUACUCUUUGCUUAAGCAGGCAUGAGACAGAAUAAAACUCAGGACAUAACCAUGGAAAAACUAUUUUUCACUACUAUUUGGAAAUCUGGAUGAUACAGUAGCUUGAUUCUUGAGUUGUCAUCUUUUUCUGCAGAAAAAUCCCCUGUUAUCUCAGCCUUGUGAUUACUAGCUCUUCUUUCCAUGAAACAAAUAAUCUGUAUGAGUACAAACCAGUCCUUCUGCUUGAGCUGGUGUGCAAUGGCUUUAUUUGUUUUGCUUUUUUUAAUAGACUGCCACAGAACACUGUGAAAUUAUCAUCAGUGGUAAAUACGGGUUCAGAAAAACGUGAUGACUUCAGGGAUUCUAUUGAGACGUUUUUAAAUGGUUUUGAGUGAUGUAAUCAGGUUAAAUACAAGGACUGAUUUUGCAAAGUGGACAGUAAUGGAGUAUAUGAGCACGGAUAGUGAUAGCAAAGAGGAGAUUGACUUGUUGCUAGCGGAUCUAAAUAUGUCUGAGGUGAUAGCCAUCAUGGAAAACCAUUAUCCAGGUGAAGACAUUGCAGUCUAUGAAGACAGCUUAAUUACCAUGUGUGAAGAGGCAAAUCAAAAUGAUGAACAUGCAGAAUCAUUACUGUUUUGUGAAGGGGAGGUCUCUUUGAUGUCCUCUGUCAAAUACGGGACUGUGGAAGACCUGCUUGCUUUUGCAAAUCAGGUGUCUAACACUGCAAAACAGUUUAAAGGAUGCAGACAACAGGAAUCUGGAAUCCUCUUGAAUAUGAUCACACCCAAGAAUGGGCGCUAUCAAAUUGACUCAGAUGUGCUCCUGUUUCCAUGGAAGUUGACUUACAGGAAUAUUGGUUCUGAUUUUAUUCCUCGGGGAGCUUUUGGGAAAGUGUACUUAGCCCAAGACAGAGAAACCAAGAAACGAAUGGCAUGCAAAUUGGUCCCUGUGGAACAGUUCAAACCAUCAGAUGUUGAAAUACAGGCAUGUUUCCGACAUGAAAACAUUGCUGAAUUAUAUGGCGCUAUUUUGUGGGAUGAGACAAUCCAUCUCUUCAUGGAAGCUGGAGAGGGAGGAUCUGUCAUGGAAAAGCUGGAGAGCUGUGGUCCUAUGAGAGAGUUUGAAAUAAUUUGGGUGACAAAGCAUAUUCUGAAAGGACUUGACUUUCUUCACUCAAAGAGGAUUAUCCACCAUGAUAUCAAACCAAGCAACAUUGUCUUUAUGUCAACUAAGGCUGUUUUGGUGGAUUUUGGCCUAAGUGUUCAAAUGACUGAAGACAUUUACUAUCCCAAAGAUCUUAGAGGAACAGAGAUUUACAUGAGUCCUGAAGUUAUCCUUUGCAGAGGCCACACAACAAAAGCAGACAUCUACAGCAUGGGAGCUACUAUCAUUCAUAUGCAAACAGGCAUCCCACCCUGGGUGAACAGAUACCCUCGUUCUGCAUAUCCCUCCUACCUUUAUAUUAUACACAAGCAAGCUCCCCCCUUAGAGGAUAUUGCUGAGGACUGCAGCACUUCCAUGAGAGAAUUGCUAGAAGCAGCUCUGGACAGGAAUCCCAAUCACAGGCUGUCUGCAGCAGACUUACUGAAACACGAGGCCUUACACCCCCCCCCAGAAGAGCAGCCGCGGUGCCAGAGCCUGGACUCGGCGUUGUUUGAAAGGAAAAGACUGCUCGCGAGGAAGGAUCUGCAGCUGCCAGAGAAUAUCACAGAUUCCUCAUUGUGUAAUGGGAGCAUGGAAGAGUCAGACCUGCUGAAGAGACAAAGAUCACUCUACAUAGACCUUGGAGCUCUAGCUGGUUACUUCAAUAUUGUUAGGGGACCACCAGCCUUAGAAUAUGACUGACUCAAUAACAUUUUAUGUUAAUGAGUCAGAAAUGGACCUCUACCUCUUAAAACCUGAUUUUAAGACUUGAUUUUCUAAUUUGUACAUAAAACUAUUGCCAUUAUAGGCUGUCAAAUGUGAAUAGUGUUUAAUUGCACAGAUGAUUAAGCUAAACCCUUAGGGGCUCUGAUAAGCUGAUCCCAAGCAGUGAUGUUUGUGUGUCUGCUGGUUGACCAACAAGAAGAUGGCAAAAAGAACACUGCUGCUGGGAAUGUCUUAAUCCAGGAUAUCUUCCUGUGCUGGGCCUUGCACUUUUGUAAAACUUAUAAUAUAUGCUUGCAAAUAAUAUCAGGAAAAAAUAUAAUAUAAUUUAGCAUGUGGGCUGUAAGAUUUGGUCUCUCUGAGCAUUACUUAGAAAAAACCUUCCUGCCACCCCCCA
Molecule: messenger RNA, 2351 nt
Organism: Lonchura striata (white-rumped munia)
Lineage: Eukaryota; Metazoa; Chordata; Aves; Passeriformes; Estrildidae
Source: RefSeq, a predicted model, not a curated record